Molecule: messenger RNA, 2235 nt
Organism: Recurvomyces mirabilis
Lineage: Eukaryota; Fungi; Ascomycota; Dothideomycetes; Mycosphaerellales; Teratosphaeriaceae
Exons: 1
Coding region: 1-2235 (744 amino acids)
Source: RefSeq, a predicted model, not a curated record
AUGGACUUGGGAAGGGUGCUUGAUGACAGCGAGCGCGGGCCACCGUCACAGCCACCACAGCGGCCACAGGAAUACUAUGCGAGGGAACCGUUAGGUCGUCCAAUCUACGAACCACAACCGGGCUGUGGACCGUCUACUUCUACAAGCCAUGCCAUCCCUACCGCGAGCGCGCUGCCUGCGUUGGGCGAAGAAUGGGUUGGCGCCAUUGCACGUCUACAGAGCCAGGUCUCGCUCAAUACCAGCAUGCUUGAGUCUCAUCGUCGACAAGUAGCUGGUAUCGAGCAAGCCGUCGUCCGACUCCAGCAAGAAAUGGCUAACGUCAUGGCUGCAAUCCAUGAGACGCGUGCGGAGCUGCAGACGAGACCAGUCACUACGAGCCAAUGGCGGGAGGGUGGUGGUGAUGUAGAAGUCUUGGCUUCGCAACUUGCGGUCGUUAACAGCAAGGUCCAUGAGAUGGACAGCGUCAAGAUGCAAUUGGAGACUAUGAGCGACCGCCUACGAAGUCUAGAACAGCAAAGCCCAAGGCUCACGCGACGCACGGGUACGACUGUGCCACAAGAUCCGUACGAGCCGGCGAGUGCACCGUCAGGUCUGCCCUCGCAAGUUCAGCCGACACUACCGCCUAUGCGGAUGAUGCCUCCAGAGUCACCUGUCCGACAUCACCAUGGUAUGCCCAUGGCGCCUGUGUCAUCUGCCCAGGAGGCUCAAACAAGCCUACAGCACAUGCAGACUCUUGCGCGAGUCGCGGAGCCUGUAUAUUAUGCUCAACCACAGGUACCCGGCUUCAGGCCUGCUCAGCCAGGUGCGCCGCCCACACCUGGAUCAAGCUGGCAUACAACAAGCUCCUACCAAGCAGCACCCCCCGUUCUGCAACCAUCACCAGCCAACGUGCCAUAUCGACCGCAGGCCUACGAAGGCGCUGGACCAGGUGCGGGCUGGGCAGCAGUCAACCAGCCAAGGAAGCGGUCAAUGGACGAGCAGCCGUUGUCAGCAUAUGGACAAUCAACUUCUGCUCCAGGCUCGCCCAAACGGCCACGUUUGGCGCCAAUUGUGCCGAGAGGUGCAUAUGGUGAAGAUUACGUACAAUCUCCUCUUGGUCUACCUUCCAGCACCAGUAUGCACGCUCCGGAAGGACCUCUAGCACGCACUCGCGCACGCUCGGACGCUAUUCGACAGUCGUCACACCCGAUGCCUUCACCCGUCUCAAUUGCGCCAGGAGUGUAUCGCUUUGUGCCCUCAGCUACCGACCCUGAAGGCAGACCGAUCUUCGAAGCGGAGCACGCGGCUCCCCGGCACGAGGAGUCGCCAGGAAGCAGUCGAGGUCGAGGUCGAGGUGGGCGAGGUCGCGGUGGACGAGGUAAGAGCAGCAAGAGUAGUUCAGGUCACUCUUUGGACGAGCAGCAUGAGGUCGGCGCACCAGGCAGUCGCGAGAUUGCUGAAGGGUAUUACGAUCCUGCUUAUGCCGCUCGUGCUGGCACUGUGUACGAACACCACGACCCUCACGACUAUCCAGCUACACCAAUAGGCGGUCAAGCUCAAGACGACUAUGCGACGCACUUGGACAUGAUCAUGGGGAGCUCGGGCAAGAAAAGUCGCACGAAGCCGAUACGUAAUGCGGACGGCGUGCUGAUCCGCAAAGAUGGUAGGCCAGACAUGAGAUCUGUCAGCUCGGCCAACAAUUUGCGAAAGGUCCAUGCGAAGCGUGAAGCAGAGCGUGCUGAGGCGGACGGCAAGACGCCUACUUCGAUGCGUUCGCUUGCAGCAGCGCACUCGAAUUCGAUGUCUUCCGAAGAUCGAGAGGAAAGGUCUGGCUCACCGCACUCCGGUGCCGGGAGCUCACCCACGCCAGAAGACCAUGAGCCUGACGAGAUCAGGGAGCGGCAUCGCGAGUUGGCUAGCAGGCCGUCCUCAAGAGAUACUAAUGCCCACGACAAUCGAAGUCUGGCCUCCACCUACUUUCCUCGCCGAGAGGACAUGACUCCGAUUCUCGCAGGGGCUCCCAAUGCAGAAGAUGCAGAGCAUCGUGGCAGGAGUCUGCCGCACCAAGCGAAUCUUGAGCCGUCCGCCAUAGCUGCAUCCUCGGAUGUGGUCAUGCAGGAUGUAGACGACGCACAGCCCGCCGAGCCGACCGUCGCGAAGAUGGAACCCAUUGCGGAGCAGCCAGAGAAUGAGCAAGCUGCCGAGAGCGAAGGCAGUGCUCCGCCAGCCACAGAGCAGACGCAGGCCGUUGAAUAG